Messenger RNA from Gongylonema pulchrum, 714 nucleotides. NCBI's taxonomy places the organism in Eukaryota, Metazoa, Nematoda, Chromadorea, Rhabditida, Gongylonematidae. The record is from the annotation of a GenBank genome assembly.
AUGGAUUCGCUAGCACUGAAUUUGAAACUUUUGUUGUGUGGCUUUCGAUUGUUGACCCAGAAUGUCGUCGAUUUUUGCGAAAAUUUGAAUCAAAUCUUGCAAGAAUCACUGGAUUGCGCCAAAAAUCCGUUCUCUGGUUGGCAGCGUGACCAGUUCCGGCUGAGUUGCGUACAGAUGAAUUUACAACAGUUCAAAGCAACUGUUGCAUUUACGAGUUAUCAUUGCGCCCAAGUUGAAGGGCGCCAAAAUUCGGCGCUCCAGAACUCGUUCUUCCAGCAAUUCAUGUUUCACAACAUACGUUGCUAUCAGCUCAUCUAUGAAGCGCAGGAAGCGAGCCGUACGCCGAUGCAUGAAUUUUCACUGCUUUUCUUCACCGGCCCCCUAAAAAGGCAACUAGAAAUCCUGUACACGGCACUGAAUUUGUAUCAGGAUAACGGUUUUCGCAUCUCGGAAAGUCGUUUUUAUGGAUUCAGUUUCCCGGAAGAUGCAACAGCUCUGUAUUUCCCGAUAUGCCAACUGCUUUCCUCACGUUUUUGCCUAUGCCUAACACAGAAAAUGGUACCCGAACUUUAUGCAACUUUAUAUGGUUUUUUGAAAAAAGUGGAUGUGGAAAAAAUUGAAGGAAUAAGUGAAUCGGAGCAAAAACAAUGGAUUGAGGAGGGGCAAGAGGUGCGGAAACUGAUUGAACGUCAGCGUGCAAAUUUGUCCGAUUAG